AUGCGUUCUUCUCGCCGUGUUCAUCUUUCAAUUCUGUGGUUUUUCCUCUUUUCCCAGUGGCCGACGACUACAUCCGCCGUCAGAAAGGCAGGCAUCAUUUCUCUAGUGUUUUUGUUGUCAUUCUUUGGUUCCGAGUCAGCCGUCUUUUUUCUGAUCACACCUUGUGUUCCUCUUUCUAUGAUCCAGUCGUAUGUUGUGUACAUGGGUAGCCAUCCUCGGACUCGAGGAGAAGGUUUCUCGGUCCAGACGGAUGAGGUGACCGCCUCCCAUUACGAGUUUCUCGGAUCAUUCCUAGGCAGGUGAUUGAAGUCUAAUUCCAGAUCCAUGGACAUCUGAUCUCCUCUUUACUAAUCCUUUCAGGAAGAUCUUAAGCAGCCCUUUGUGUGAAUUAUGUUGCAGCAAGGAGAAGGCACAAGAGGCCAUCUUCUACUCAUAUACGAGGUACAUCAAUGGGUUCGCAGCAGUUCUCGACGAGAAGGAGGCGAUGGAGAUAUCAAGUGCGGUGCCGCUCUCUCAUCUGUUCCGGCGACUCCAUCGUCCAUGUUCCCUCAUCUUUAUUUCUAAAUUACCUCCGUUUUUGCAUUCCUUGGCGUAAAUAACUACAGAGUCACCGCGGGUCAUGACGGUGUUUCCUAACGAGGGACAAGAAUUACACACGACGCGUUCUUGGGAAUUCCUAGGACUGGAGGUCGAUGGCAUAGUGACGGCGGACUCCAUAUGGACGAAGGCGAGGUUCGGGGAGGACACCAUCAUCGGGAAUCUUGACACUGGUAUUGCUGCCCCCAUGCGCUUUUUUCUUGGUUCUCUUUUCUCUUUUCUAUCCAUCAGUUAAGAUGAAACCGGCCACUCAAUUGACAAAGGCUGAGACUCAAUCCUUUGGAUUUGUUCGUUAUCGACUUCAACAAAGGGGUCUGGCCAGAAUCCACCAGCUUCAACGACAAAGACUUGGGGCCCGUCCCGUCGAGGUGGAAGGGGAUCUGCGAGAACGGCCCCAACGACCCUUUUCGGUGCAACAGGUACGAUGCCCGAACCUAGAUUUCCAACUCGACUCAAAAACGCUGCAAUGAUCACUAUCGUCCAAAUCCUUGAGCCGAUAUCUAUACUUAUGAUCCUGAACACUACGAUCUUACGUGACUAAGGUGUCACUCGGUUGGUCGUAGUUCCGUGUACUUCUUUUCCUCCUUAUGUUCUUCUAUCCUCUGUCAUAGAUGGAUCAAGUAGUUCUUCCCCACCAUGUGGAAUAUUCAAUUACCCAUAAUAAAAAUCCCCGAUAUAUUCUUGUAGAAUUUAGGAAUGGGAUACAUUCUUAAAUAAAAGAAGUUCUUUGGCGGCCAACAGCCACGAUAUUGAUGCAUGGUGGAAUCCCGUUGACGCAGGAAAUUAAUAGGGGCCAGAUCUUUUAAUAAGGGCUACGUGGCUGCCGUAGGCACCAGUGAUGCCAGCGUGAAGACGACUCGGGAUUUCGACGGCCACGGCACUCAUACCCUCUCCAUCGCCGGCGGCGCAUUCGCGCCUGGAGCCAGUCUCUUCGGGUUUGGAAACGGCACAGCCAAGGGCGGGUCUCCCAAUGCCCGCUUGGCGGCGUAUAAGGUCUGCUGGCCAAUAUUAAGGGACACCUUGUGCUUUGACGCCGACACCAUCGCUGCCUUCGACGCAGCCAUCCAUGACGGCGUGGAUGUGCUAUCCGUAUCCCUUGGUGGGCCCCCCAGCGACUACCUCGGGAACGGAAUUGCCAUCGGAUCUUUUCACGCAGUAAAGAACGGGAUCACCGUGGUAUGCUCUGGAGGGAACUAUGGCCCUUACUGGGAAACGGUGUCUAACGUUGCGCCAUGGAUAUUCACCGUCGCCGCCAGUACAGUUGACCGAGAGUUCCCCGCCUACGCGGUGCUUGGAAAUGGCAAGCAACUCAAGGUCGACCGCCACUUUUGCCACUAAAACCAGACUGUCGGAAACGUACUGAAGCUCUACUCCGGUUGUGAUUGACUGGUGCAGGGUCAAAGCUUCUCCAGCACCAUCCUGCCGCCGGGCCGCUUCUACCCUCUGAUCACCUCCUUGGACGCUCGAGCUCCCAAUUCGACCCUCGACGAAGCGUAAGGAGAAUGACCAUGUUGCUUCCUCCAUUAACUGUGUUAUCCUAUCAUGAUUUCCGUCACUAAUAUCGGGGAGGGAUUUGGAAAUGGCAGUGCGUUCUGCUUCAUAGGAGCCUUGGAUCCGCAGAAGGUGAAAGGAAAGAUUGUGGUGUGUUUUGUUGGGAAUGUCACCGGGGCAGCGAAGAGUCGGGCGGUGCUCCUGGCUGGUGGUGUGGGUAUGCUUCUGCCAAAUAUCCCGAACCAGGGAAACAACGUAAUAGCUCAGGCAUUUGUCCUCCCCGCCCUUGGCCUUUCCUUUCGAAACGGGGGCAUCCUUGAGGCUUACAUGAACUCCGCCAAGUAAGUAGAUUUAGAGAUUUCUACGUAUAAUAAUUUGCGUUACAUUUGUUAAAGGAAUGAGAUAUAUUUAAUUAUCUAAAGUUAAAGAUAACAGCCGCCAGUCCUCUAUCCUGUUGGACGGAAACUAAGCAACGGUCUUUAUAAUAACAUGAAAUCAAUUGGGUCAGAAUUAGGUAUAGUUUUGGGAAAUCUAUGUAUUUAGGAUUGAAAUAUGAUCUAACAUUAUUGGAAGACGGACUAGUUUUCUCUGUUUUUGAUACUCCUUGUUUCUUUCUUUCCCAAAAAUGAAAUGGUUGUUCCAGCAUCGUUCUGUUCGUUCAAUUAAAUUUACAAUAAAAUUGUAUAAUGUAAGGUAGAAAAGUCAAGAGCAACUAAAUCCUGUCAAAAAUCUGUUUCAACAGAGUUAUUGCUUAGCGACGCUAAUUCAACAGCUUUUUAUUUUAGAUUAAGGAUAAAACAGAAAAAAAUGUCUUCUUUUACGAAAAGGUUGGGACCAUAUCCUAGGCUGUCCCCUUACAAGACACUUGCUCGGUUGCAGGUCCCCAGUUGCUAGCAUCAGGCCGCCAACAACAGCUUUGGGCACAAAGCCGGCGCCUUUCAUGGCAUAUUUCUCAUCUCGAGGACCUAACGUUAUCAACCCGGAGAUACUCAAGGUCGGCUUUCAACCAUUUCUCUCAUUCCUUCUCUUCCCCAUCCUCUCUAUCACUCCCCUCCCAUCAUCUCCAUCCUUAACACCUUCUCUUUCCUCCGUCUCCCCUGUGUCUCUCUGUCGAUCUAACUCUUCUUCUCUGCCUCUCUCUCUCUCUCUCUCUCUCUCUCUCUCUCUCUCUCUCUCUCUCUCUCUCUCUCUCUCUCUCUCUCUCUCUCUCUCUCUCUCUCUCUCUCUCUCUCUCUCUCUCUCUCUCUCUAUCUAUCUCUCUCUCUCUAUCUAUCUCUCUCUCUCUAUCUAUCUCUCUCUCUCUAUCUAUCUCUCUCUUUCUCUCUCUUUCUCUCUCCCUCGCAUCUUCAGUCUGUUCCUGCCCCCCUUACCCUCCUUGUGUGUUAAUAUAUCGUUCCAUCCUUCUCUCUAUCCCUUACCUUCUCCAAGUCCGUAAAUGACGCACGUAUUCUCAAACUCAGCAAAGUCUCCGUUAAAUUGUCUACAGCCGGAUAUCACCGCGCCGGGUGUGAGCAUCCUCGCGGCCUUCACAGAAGCAGCCGGCCCGUCCAAUGAGCCCUUCGACACUCGUACGGUUCCGUUCAACUCGCUAUCUGGAACGUCAAUGUCGUGCCCUCACAUCUCCGGGGUCGCUGGCCUACUGAAAACCCUCCACCCGGACUGGAGCCCUGCAGCGAUCAAGUCGGCCAUCAUGACUACCGGUGAACUUCCUCAACAGGCCGUCAAACUAGGUGUAUAUCACGCUCUCUUCUCCAUCUCAUCUAAAUCUGUGGUUGUGUGGGGCCGUGCAGCGACGACCGAAGACAACCAGAGAAAUCCCAUACUAGACUCGUUCUUCUUCAAUGCCACCCCGUUCAGCUACGGCGCCGGGCACGUCCACCCGAACCGCGCGAUGGACCCCGGCCUGGUCUACGAUUUGGCAACGGAGGACUACCUCGACUUCCUCUGCGCCAUGGGAUACAGCACCAGCCAGGUGGCCGCCUUCUCCGGGACGUCCUUCUCGUGCCCUCUCAACCCUCGCCGCCCCCUGGACCUCAACUAUCCGUCCAUCACGGUGCCACGGCUCUCUGGCCGGACGACCGUCUGGAGGAAGGUGAAGAACGUCGGCACGCCGGGCAAGUACGCGGUGCACGUGAAUGCGCCGCCUGGUAUAUCGGUGACGGUGGAUCCAGUGAGCAUCGAAUUUACGGAUUACGGGCAGGAGGAGUCAUUCAAUGUCACCUUGGAAGCCAAUGUCGGUGCAGUGGCUGGUGAAUACGUAUAUGGGAGGCUAACAUGGUCGGACAUGAUUCAUAAUGUGACAAGCCCUCUAGUGAUCGGUAUCGUCUAA
Messenger RNA from Spirodela intermedia, 4417 nucleotides. Lineage: Eukaryota; Viridiplantae; Streptophyta; Magnoliopsida; Alismatales; Araceae. The record is from the annotation of a GenBank genome assembly.